CUCCCCACGCCGGCCUAGAGGUUCCUAAUCCCGGAGGUGGGGCCCGCGGCGGCAAUUUCGGGUAGGCUCAGGCGGAGCCGAGGCCGCGGCUGAGGCGGAAGCUGCGGCCGGCGGGGCGGGAAAGGGGCUGGCCCGGAAGGAGGAGAAACCCUGAAAAGAAAACAGCAACAAGAGGAGCUGCUCUGACAGAGGGGAACAAAAUGGCGGCGCCGAAGGCGAGCCUCUGGGUUCGGGCUCAACUGGGGCUCCCGCCGCUGCUGCUGCUGACCAUGGCCCUGGCCGGAGGUUCCGGGACCGCUGCGGCUGAAGCGUUUGACUCGGUCUUGGGUGAUACGGCGUCCUGCCACCGGGCCUGCCAGUUGACCUACCCCUUGCACACCUACCCCAAGGUGCCUGCCAGUUUGUACACAGUGGACCACACAGAAGAGGAGUUGUAUGCUUGUCAAAGAGGUUGCAGGCUGUUUUCAAUUUGUCAGUUUGUGGAUGAUGGAAUUGAUUUAAAUCGGACCAAAUUGGAAUGUGAAUCUGCAUGUACAGAAGCAUAUUCCCAAUCUGAUGAGCAAUAUGCUUGCCAUCUUGGUUGCCAGAAUCAGCUGCCAUUUGCUGAAUUGAGACAAGAACAACUCAUGUCCCUGAUGCCAAAAAUGCAUCUCUUGUUCCCUCUAACUCUCGUGAGGUCAUUCUGGAGUGACGUGAUGGACUCUGCACAGAGCUUCAUAACCUCUUCAUGGACUUUUUAUCUUCAAGCUGAUGAUGGAAAAAUAGUUAUAUUCCAGUCUAAGCCAGAAAUUCAGUAUGCACCACAGUUGGAGCAGGAACCUACAAAUUUGAGAGAAUCAUCUCUAAGCAAAAUGUCCUCAGAUCUACAAAUGAGAAGUGCUCAAGCACACAGGAACUAUCUUGAGAAUGGAGAAAGCGAUGGCUUUUUAAGAUGCCUCUCUCUUAACUCUGGGUGGAUUUUAACCAUGACUCUUGUCCUUUCGGUGAUGGUGUUGCUCUGGAUUUGUUGUGCAGCUGUUGCUACAGCUGUAGAGCAGUAUGUUCCCUCUGAGAAGCUGAGUAUCUAUGGUGACUUGGAAUUUGUGAAUGAACAAAAGCUAAGCAGAUAUCCAGCUUCUUCUCUCGUGGUUGUUAGAUCUAAAACUGAAGAUCAUGAAGAAGCAGGGCCUCUACCUACAAAAGUGAAUCUUGCUCAUUCAGAAAUUUAAGCUUUGUUUUAAAAAGUGUCAUAGACACUUAAAUUUCCAUUCUUCUAGAGCUUUUUAAAAUGGUUUCAUUGGACAUAGCCUUAAGAAAUCACUAUAAAUGCAAAUAAAGUUACCCAAAUCUGUGAAGACUGUAUUUGCUGUAACUUUACCUGUAUUUUUUUCCUAGUAAUUUAAGACAUGGAUGUUUGGGGUUGUGUUUUUAUUUUACUAAUGUCUGUAGCUACUUUGUUAACUGCAUUGAAUUUUUCUUUUCUUUCUUAGCCAAAUUCUACGAGCUGAUCAUUGUUCUUCCCCACCUCCUGCCACAAUACUGUCAGUUCUCUUAGCUAAUAAACUGACUACCUAGUAGGAUGCUUCUGCUCAAAAAUGGCCCACAAACCUGUAAUUUGAAAUUUAGCAGAAAAUACUGUUUAAUGACACUACAUUUUCAGUUGUAUUGAACUGAAAUUAUUAAAAUUUUAUUUGAAUAAUUA
Marmota monax (woodchuck) is the source of this 1681-nucleotide messenger RNA. RefSeq names its product transmembrane protein 59 (gene Tmem59). Bases 201 to 1208 code for a protein of 335 amino acids. Gene Ontology annotation, biological process: positive regulation of autophagy. Gene Ontology annotation, cellular component: lysosome; late endosome. The transcript has 9 exons. The record is from RefSeq and is a predicted model, not a curated record. NCBI's taxonomy places the organism in Eukaryota, Metazoa, Chordata, Mammalia, Rodentia, Sciuridae.